UUUAACAAUGAACCUGAAAUAAUGCAGACAGAUAGAUUCAACAGAAGCAUAUUAUACCAUCGAUGAAUCUCGUAGCUCACUGUAGGUCUGCCUUUGAAGGUUUAUAAGUUAUCAUUAAAAUUCGUCUAUGGGAUAAAUUAAUGUGAUUUUUACUUCUGGGUCAGACUGUUGCGCUCUUUGUUUUUCUGUCACCAGAUGUGGAAGAAUAUAGCUUAAAGCAGACUGUGAAAGUCGCUAAAAUGAUCACUGAUCAUUAGAUGGUUAUUUUAGGGACAAAACGUCGCUAAAUUGGCAACAUUGAGUGACGCGGGUGAGCUUCUUCAUCCAGGAAACAUUUCUGUUGUUUAUUCUUUCGAUUUCGAAACUUCAGAGUGCUGAAAAAUGGCGUCCAGUUCAGCAGCAGUUGGCAGACACAGUCCAGAGUUUAAGCGUCCCAACAUGAACUUGACAAGAAUUGUACUCCUGGGUGAAAGUGGCGUUGGAAAGAGCGCCGCUGGAAACACAAUACUGGGACAGAAAGUGUUUAAAUCUCAGAUGAGCAGAAGUUCAGUGACCAGAAAAUGUUCAGAGAAUCACGGCAAUGUUUCAGGCAGAAAUGUGUCUGUAGUUGAUACACCUGGAUUAUUUGACACAGACAUGAAACCUGAAGAUUUCGUGACUGAGAUUGGGAGAAGUGUUUAUUUAUCCAGUCCUGGACCGCACGCUUUUCUCAUCGUGUUUCCUCUGAAUAUGAGAUUCAUUCAGCAGUAUGAGAAGAUUCUUUCUAUGAUUGAAACACUGUUUGGAAAAGAAGUGUUAAAAUACUCCAUCAUUCUCUUCACUUAUGGAGAUCUGUUGAAAGGACAGAGUAUUGAUAAACUCAUUGAGGAGAACAGUGCAUUAACAUCUCUAGUUCAGCAGUGUGGAGGCGGAUAUCACGUGUUUAAUAAUGAAGAUCAGAAUAACAGAGAUCUGGUGACUGAACUACUGCAGAAGAUUGACACAAUGAUACAGCAGAAUGGAGGAGGACAUUACACUCAUCAGAUGUAUCAAGAUGCUCAGAGAUUUAAACAAGAGGAAGAGAAGAGACGGAGAGAGGAAGAUGAGAGAAGACACCAGGAGGAGAGACAAAUACAAAAGAGGAUUGAGAGAAUGAGGGAGGAGAUGGAGGAAAACUUAAGAGAAGAGUUAGAAGAUAAAUCUACAUCACACAGUCAGAAGGAAGCAAGCAGUGGAUCUAAAUCCUUUUUUUCCAAGUUAAAGGACUAUAUUUAUGCAAAUGGCAGUGGAGCUGUUGCUGGAGCUGUUGCUGCUGUAGCUGUUGCUGCUGGAGCUGCUGGAGCUGUUGCUGCUGGAGCUGUUGGUGGAGCUGGAGCUGUUGGUGGAGCUGCUGGAGCUCUUUGUGGAGCUGCUGCUGCUGGAGCUGUUGGUGGAGCUGCUGCUGCUGCUGGAGCAGUUAUUGGAGCAGUUAUUGGAGCUGUUAUUGGAGCUGUUAUUGGGGCUGUUGCUGCUGCUACUGGAGCUGUUGGUGGAGCUGGAGCUGUUGGUGGAGCUGCUGGAGCUGUUGGUGGAGUUGCUUUAGCUGGAGUUCGUUGUCGAGCUUCUGCUGCUGGAGCUAUUGGUGGAGCUGCUGCUGCUGGAGCUGUUCGUGGAGCUGCUCCUGCUGGAGCUGUUGGUGGAGCUGUUGCUGCUGGAGCUGUUAUUGGAGCUGUUAUUGGAGCUGUUAUUGGAGCUGUUAUUGGAGCUGUUCGUGGAGCUGCUGCUGGAGCUGUUCGUGGAGCUGCUGCUGGAGAUGUUGGUGGAGCUGCUGCUGGAGAUGUUGGUGGAGCUGCUGCUGGAGAUGUUGGUGGAGCUGCUGCUGGAGAUGUUGCUGGAGCUGCUGCUGGAGAUGUUCGUGGAGCUGUUGAUGGUACUUUUGAUGGUGAAGCUGCUGCUGGAGAUGUUCGUGGAGCUGCUGCUGGAGCUGUUGGUGGAGCUGCUGCUGCUGGAGAUGUUCGUGGAACUGCUGCUGGAGAUGUUCGUGGAGCUGUUGAUGGUACUUUUGAUGGUGAAACUGUCGACUGACCCUGUUCAUGGAGCCAGUGGUGUGCACAGACCGCAGUAUGGACGGGGGCAGAAGGAUGAAUAAAUGGCACUGAUUUGAUAUAGGGACAAACCACAAACCAGCGACAGGUUGUUGGGUGCCCAAGGCUCAUUAAG
This is a messenger RNA of Xyrauchen texanus (razorback sucker), 2178 nucleotides long. RefSeq names its product glycine-rich protein 1-like. The record is from RefSeq and is a predicted model, not a curated record. Bases 382 to 2043 code for a protein of 553 amino acids. Gene Ontology annotation, molecular function: GTP binding. NCBI's taxonomy places the organism in Eukaryota, Metazoa, Chordata, Actinopteri, Cypriniformes, Catostomidae. The transcript has 3 exons.